AUGCCUUUUGUCGCAAACACUCCCGAGUCUUAUCUCGGUCGAUCCGACUCAAAACUCGCUGACGGAACAUGCUGCGGCCUGACAUCAAACGGAAAACCAUGUCGUCGCCCAGUCGUCCAGCAGAAUCCCCCCAAGAAAACCGACAAGCGCAGACGCCCUGUCGCGCCUGAUCCACGCGAUGAAGGCUCUUACUGCUGGCAGCAUCGCGAACAAGCAAACAUUUCAGCCCAAUCCAGUCCUGGCCCGCGACCUACUGCGACCCCCAUCUUGGAAGGACGCACGAGCUUGGAUACCUUGACGGAUAGAUUGGGAUUGGUGGACCUAAACGAAAAGAAGCACGGCAAUGGGAGACUCAACUCUUCGAAACCACAGUCGAAAAAGUCGUCUCUGCUGUGCUGCUUUUGCUUCUCGGUUCCUGAAGAAGAUGAGGAACUAGAACGCCCACAACCACACCCCGUUCAGCACACAUCCAACCAAGGACUAGCACCACAAGCCGUAUCUGGCGGCAGGUCUUCCCGCAAAUCACGUAAAUCAACGAGCUCGCGGACAGCGACCAUCAAAGAUUUCAUCCCCGACACUCUGGACACCACCACAGCCUCAGCGCUGAUGACCGAGAUGUCCCGUCCGUUCGGCAGUGGAGAAGAGCCUGGCUUCAUCUACAUGUUCUGGCUCACUCCUAUGACCCAGUCCAAAUCAGCUGCGCCCGUUGACGCAGCACGUUCCCUCCUAGCACCACCAUCCCCAAACAACCAAUCGCGCUCGCGAAGCGCAAGUAACGCUGUGCGCAAUUACGCAGCUUCAGACCCAAACAGCUCUAAAAACACCAUGCUUCUCAAGAUCGGCCGCGCAGCCAAUGUGCAGCGCCGACUGAACGAAUGGCAACGCCAGUGCGGCCGCGAAGUUGAGCUCCUACGAUACUACCCGUAUAUUCCUGGGUCGCAGGAAUCUUCAGGUGUAGUCCCUCACAUGACGCAGCACGUGCACCGUGUAGAGCGCUUGGUGCACCUCGAGCUUUCGGGAAUGGGGUUCAAGGCGGAUGCGGGCAAGUGUGCCGCUUGUGGUAGAGAGCAUCGCGAGUGGUUCGAGGUACAAGCCACAAGAGAUGGCAUUAAAGCUGUCGAUGAUAUCAUCAGACGAUGGAUAGAAUGGGAUGAGACAAACUCAUAA
Molecule: messenger RNA, 1167 nt
Organism: Fusarium pseudograminearum CS3096
Lineage: Eukaryota; Fungi; Ascomycota; Sordariomycetes; Hypocreales; Nectriaceae
Exons: 1
Coding region: 1-1167 (388 amino acids)
Source: RefSeq, a predicted model, not a curated record